GGCUUAGUCAUGCAGCCCACACAAGUGCGCGCAACUUUGAGAUUUACGAAAUUCCGUCCCUCUUAACAACAAUCCCCAACAUCCAACCUCGAAAAACUACUAACCCUCACAGCACAAGUCAACCGAGAGUUCUCAAGAAAGCGACAAACAACCGCCACCAUGAGAACUUACGACGACAGCUUCUCCGGUCAGAGGAUCUACCCUGGCAAGGGUAAGCUCUACGUCCGAGGCGACAGCAAGAUCUUCCGAUUCCAGAACGGCAAGUCCGAGUCGCUCUUCCUACAGCGAAAGAACCCCCGCCGACUCGCAUGGACCGUCCUCUACCGACGACAACACCGCAAGGGUAUCUCUGAGGAAGUCGCCAAGAAGCGCACGCGCCGCACCGUCAAGUCCCAGCGAGCCAUCGUCGGCGCCUCCCUCGAUGUGAUCAAGGAGAAGCGAUCGAUGCGCCCCGAGGCCCGCUCCGCCGCCCGCGCCCAGGCCAUCAAGGAGUCCAAGGAGAAGAAGGCCGCCGCCGCCGCCGCCAAGAAGUCCGAGAAGGCCAAGAAGGCUACCACCGCCGCCAAGGGCCAGACCCAGCGCAUCGUCGGCAAGCAGGGCGCCCGAGGUGCCCAGCCCAAGGUCCAGGCCACCACCCGUUAAAAGAGCCACUUUGCUCCCUUCCUCCUCCUCCACCUCAUCUGUAGGGUUUAAGGGUUCUUAUGGUUUUUUUAUUAUCGGUUCGGGUUUUUUUUUGCUGCUACGCUAGGUCAAGGGUUCCCAGGGUGUGAAAGGGGAGGUGGUCUUUUUUUAAGAAGUGAUGAGGACAGAAGACAGAAAGGGAAAAGAUGAAGAGAAAAGGGAUCAGUCAUGAUCAUACAUAUCAUAGCAUGGCAUGGCAUUCUCUC
Molecule: messenger RNA, 887 nt
Organism: Daldinia caldariorum
Lineage: Eukaryota; Fungi; Ascomycota; Sordariomycetes; Xylariales; Hypoxylaceae
Product: ribosomal protein L24e-domain-containing protein
Exons: 3
Coding region: 160-642 (160 amino acids)
Biological process (GO): cytoplasmic translation
Cellular component (GO): cytosolic large ribosomal subunit
Molecular function (GO): structural constituent of ribosome; mRNA binding
Source: RefSeq, a predicted model, not a curated record